GCUGGCUGGCCGCUCUGCUCUUCUUCUUCUCUGGUUCCGUCGUCGUCGCUGUUUGUUCUGGAUCCAGUGAAGACCCGGAUCCAGUGAAGACCCGGAAUACAAGUCCCGCUGGUCCCAGUUCAGCUCCGUUACCACCAGUUUGACUCCUGACGACACGAACUACGUCACAUCUCGUCAUGGAUCCUGCGAGUCAAGAUAUCAACCUGAACUCUCCUAACAAGGGCCUGGAAGUGGAUCACGUAGACGCUGGGCCAGACGUGGUGGUGGAGGGGGGGGCGGUGGCCAACUCUCUCAACCCUCUCCCCCCCGGCCUGACGGAGGAGGAGGCGGAGGAGCUCCGCUCUGAGCUCACCAAGGUGGAGGAGGAGAUCAACACCCUCCGUCAGGUCCUAUCAGCCAAAGAGAGACACGCGGCCGAGCUGAAGAGGAAGCUGGGCCUCAGCCCGCUCAACGAGCUCAAGCAGAACCUCAGCAAGGGCUGGCAGGAUGUGCAGACCUCCAACGCAUAUCUGUCCGCCUCGGCCACCCUGGAUGACAUCACCCACUCUGAAGCAUACAAGAAGACUCAGGAGACUCUUUCCCAGGCAGGACAGAAGACCAGUGCAGCCAUCAGCACAGUGGGCGUGGCCAUCAGCAGGAGGCUCGGCGAUAUGAGGAACUCUGCGACCUUCAAGUCGUUUGAGGACAAAAUGGGGAACCUGAAGUACAAGGUCGUCGGCGCCCGAGGGAACGGGGACGCCAUCGGCUCCCCCCCCGACACCACGCCCACUCAGGAGAACCCGCCUUUCUGAACGCACCCCGCCUCUUCCACUUCCUGUUCCUCCUCCUCCCCCCCCCCCCUAGCUGCCACCUUCCUUCAUGACCUGAGACUGUACUGUUAUCACCUCACACGUCAGGGUCCGCCCUGACCUUUGACCCUCCACCUCACCGCCUCACCUCCACUCACUCGCCCCAAAGCGCCGAGCGGCGGAGGCGGCGGCCUUGUGAAUUUGAGGUCGGAGGUCAACCUUCACUCCUCUGCAUCGCUGCGGAAAAAAUAAAUUGUUGAUCUCUCGACCGGAAUAAUUUACAGACUCGUCGCCUUUAGUCACAUGAUCACUUC
Limanda limanda (common dab) is the source of this 1102-nucleotide messenger RNA. It is a transcript of the gene tpd52l2b, whose product is annotated as tpd52 like 2b. The transcript is spliced from 7 exons. Lineage: Eukaryota; Metazoa; Chordata; Actinopteri; Pleuronectiformes; Pleuronectidae. The record is from RefSeq and is a predicted model, not a curated record. Gene Ontology annotation, cellular component: cytoplasm. Bases 177 to 791 code for a protein of 204 amino acids.